GAGGUUUAUACUCUGCGAGCUUUACUCGGCCACAUCAGCAUGAAGAUAAUACUCAGAUAAGACAUCGUGCUGUCACUCGUAUAAAAGGCAGACAAGGGGCUAAGUUAGGCCGACGUUAGCAUCACAGCAAUCUGUCAUCAUGACCUUCAACGGCACAUGGAAAGUGGAUCGCAAUGAGAACUAUGAGAAGUUCAUGGAACAAAUGGGCAUCAACAUGGUAAAGAGGAAACUGGCAGCUCAUGACAACCUGAAGGUCACCUUCGAGCAGAAUGGAGAUAAGUUCGUAGUGAAGGAAGUCAGCGCUUUUCGCACGUUGGACAUCGAAUUUACACUAGGAGUCACCUUCGAGUAUUCUAUGGCAGAUGGCACUGAUCUCUCAGGAACCUGGGUCAUGGAAGGUGACAUGCUGAAGGGAACCUUCAAUCGCAAAGACAAUGGAAAGGUGCUGACAACAACCAGGAAGAUUAUUGGCGAUGAACUUGUACAGAGCUAUAGCUAUGAUGGUGUUGACGCUAAGAGGAUUUUCAAGAGGGGUUAAAAUAUCAUCAGCGUUCACACAAUCCACAACCAUAACUGUAGUGGCACAAUAUGCUCAGUGUUUUAAACAUGGGCAUUCAACCUGAGUACAAGUAUAUUACUUGACUUUAACAACUGGCAGCACUAGAUUGAAAGUUUACAAAUAAUGCAUGUAAACCAUGUCUCAUUUGCACUGUGAGUUUUGAUAUUUAAGAUAAUAAAGUCAUUUCUACAA
This is a messenger RNA of Myxocyprinus asiaticus (Chinese sucker), 751 nucleotides long. It is a transcript of the gene fabp2, whose product is annotated as fatty acid binding protein 2, intestinal. Gene Ontology annotation, biological process: fatty acid transport. Gene Ontology annotation, cellular component: cytosol; nucleus. The record is from RefSeq and is a predicted model, not a curated record. Lineage: Eukaryota; Metazoa; Chordata; Actinopteri; Cypriniformes; Catostomidae. Gene Ontology annotation, molecular function: fatty acid binding. Bases 140 to 538 code for a protein of 132 amino acids. The transcript is spliced from 4 exons.